AGCUCUUUAUAUACAUUACUUCAUCUAAUCGUGACAUUGUCCCGUGAACACCAUCUGACCAUUGGAGAAACUGAUGGGAGAGGCUCAGUGCUUGUUCAAAGUUCUAUUAGGCACCCUGCCUCAACUCGUCUUUCCUCACUCAUCCUCUUCUUGGAGCCACCUCUGGGACUGCAUGGGAAGACAGAGGUGUUUCAGACCCUGCAGCGGCUACACAUGACCAUCUUCUCCCAGAGUGUCUCGCCCUGUGGGAAGUUCCUGGCGGCUGGCAACAAUUAUGGGCAGAUUGCCAUCUUCAGCUUGUCCGCUGCUUUGAGUUCUGAGGCUAAAGAGGAAAGCAAGAAGCCUGUGGUGACCUUCCAAGCCCAUGAUGGGCCUGUCUACAGCAUGGUCUCCACUGAUCGCCAGCUGCUCAGUGCUGGGGAUGGGGAGGUGAAGGCCUGGCUUUGGGCAGAGAUCCUUAAGAAGGGCUGUAAGGAACUGUGGCGGCGUCAGCCCCCAUACAGGACCAGCCUGGAAGUGCCUGAGAUCAAUGCCUUGCUGCUCGCCCCCAAGGAGAAUUCCCUCAUUCUGGCUGGGGGAGAUUGCCAGCUGCACACUAUGGACCUUGAAACUGGGACCUUCACUCGGGCCCUCCGGGGCCACACUGACUACAUCCAUUGUCUGGCACUGCGGGAACGGAGCCCUGAGGUGCUGUCUGGUGGCGAGGAUGGGGCUGUGCGUCUUUGGGAUCUCCGCACAGCCAAAGAGGUCCAGACCAUCGAGGUGUAUAAGCACGAGGAGUGUGCAAGGCCCCAUAAUGGCCGCUGGAUUGGAUGUUUGGCAACAGAUUCAGACUGGAUGGUCUGUGGAGGUGGCCCAGCCCUCACUCUCUGGCACCUUCGAUCCUCCACUCCCACCACCAUCUUCCCCAUGCGGGCACCACAGAAACAUGUCACCUUCUACCAGGACCUGAUUCUGUCCGCAGGCCAGGGCCGCUGUGUCAAUCAGUGGCAACUGAGUGGGGAGCUCAAGGCUCAGGUGCCUGGCUCUUCCCCAGGACUGCUCAGCCUCAGCCUCAACCAGCAGCCAGCGGCCCCCGAGUGCAAGGUCCUGACUGCUGCGGGCAACAGCUGCCGAGUGGAUGUCUUCACCAACUUGGGUUACCGAGCCUUCUCUCUGUCCUUCUGAUAUCUGACGCCCUUCCCCAGCAAGCAGAAGGGGGUUGUAUUCGUUUUUCUUUUUAUGAUUAUGUUUUAUUAUUUUUUACAAUAAAGUUUCAAGCUUUUCUUCUAU
This is a messenger RNA of Castor canadensis (American beaver), 1272 nucleotides long. RefSeq names its product THO complex subunit 6 (gene Thoc6). Gene Ontology annotation, molecular function: protein binding. Gene Ontology annotation, biological process: mRNA export from nucleus. Gene Ontology annotation, cellular component: transcription export complex; THO complex. Lineage: Eukaryota; Metazoa; Chordata; Mammalia; Rodentia; Castoridae. The record is from RefSeq and is a predicted model, not a curated record.